Molecule: messenger RNA, 889 nt
Organism: Cygnus atratus (black swan)
Lineage: Eukaryota; Metazoa; Chordata; Aves; Anseriformes; Anatidae
Gene: RNF222
Product: ring finger protein 222
Exons: 3
Coding region: 245-889 (214 amino acids)
Source: RefSeq, a predicted model, not a curated record
AGAUCUCCCUACAGCUCGCGAUGGGAUUUCAUGGCAAAAGAGGUCCCCCGGGCACGACCCCCACCAGAGGUGCCCUCUGCAGAGGCCAGAUGCAUUUUGGUAGCUGUCCCAUGGCACAGCAUGGCACGGCUUCCCGGUCCCCAUCCCGGCUGCUGCUCGGCGCUGGGGACAGUGGUGCAGUGCAUGGAGAAGACCCUGCCCAGGUGCCCUGCAGCAGCUGGGAAGUGCCCGGGGCCCAGCAGGGAUGUCGGAGACCUCGUCCAGCAAGGAGGCCCCCCCGGCCGAGUGUCCCGUCUGCUAUGAGAAGUUCCAGCCUCUGGAGCACACGCACCGCAGGCUCAGCUGCGGGCACGUCUUCUGCCAUGACUGCCUGGUGAAGUGCCUGCUCUCCGCCAAGCUGGACGGCCAGGUGCAGAGCAGCAUCAUCUGCCCCGUCUGCCGCUACGUGACUUUCCUCAGCAAGAAGAAGGCUCUUUGGCCGAGCAACCUGCUGACGCUGGAAAUGCCCCUGUCACCUUCUUCCUUGUCCCAGCUGGCCAAACUGGAGCCCAGCAACACCUUGGUGGUGCCCAGCCACUUUGUGAUGCCGGUGCAGAGCUUCGACCGGUGCCGCGGCACGAGGAGCAGCCCAGGGGACUCGCAGGGAGAGCUGGCACGGGAAGCCCACAUCUUCGUGAUCAGCAGCCACGGGAUGCCGCUGGUGGACACGGACUGCUCCUCCCUGGGGAGGAGAAGCCUAGCCGAAACACGCAGCACGGUGUCCUCCAGCUCGGCCCUGGGCGUGAAGUGCUGUCAGUCGCCCAUCGCCCUGGCCGUCCUCCUCAUCCUGACCGUGGCCAUGCUGGCGGCCGUGCUCCCUUGGCUGCUGCUGGUGAAGAGGGACUCAUAG